ACCCAGCGAUGAUGAUAAUAAAAGUGUAAUAAAAGGAAGUCCAUCCCCAUUUCUUCUUCAUCGUGACAAACAAAAAAAUAAAAUAAAACAAACAGACGCACUUCGCAGCAGAGCAAGACAUAAAAAAAAAAAAAAAAACAAAGAAGAAGAAGAACUCUAGUUUUUUAAUUAGAUUCGUCAAAUUGAAGCAGAAGAAGACGAAGAAGAACGCAGGAAAGACUAUUUUUUUUCUUUUUCUGCUUCCCUGAUUUCUCGAUUUCGAUUAAUAACGAUGUCGAGUUCUGCCGAGUGUUGGGACUUCUCUGGUCGUAAACCAAGUUUUUCACAGACUUGUAGUCGAUUGAGUCGUUAUCUUAAGGAGAAGGGUAGUUUUGGAGAUCUCACCUUAGGCAUGACAUGCAAGCCCGACCUCAAUGGAGGAGGAGGUUUUGCUGCGUCACGUCAGCCUACGAUGAUGAAUCUGUUCCCUUGUGAAGCUUCUGGAAUAGAUUCUUUGGCUGGUCAAGACAUUAAACCCAAGGAUAUGUUUCCGAGACAAUCAAGCUUUUCUUCUUCCUCUUCCUCUGGGACCAAAGAAGAAGUUCAGAUGAUCACUGAGACUAAAUCUGAGAAGCUGGAGUCUCAAUCUGCUCCAUUGACUAUAUUCUACGGUGGUCGAGUUAUGGUGUUUGAUGAUUUUUCUGCUCACAGAGCCAAAGAAGUCAUUGAUUUGGCUAACAUAGGAAAUGCCAAAAGCUUCACGCAUGAAGUGAACCAGAAGAUUGCUUAUACUCAGAACUUUGCCAAGAAUCAAACAGAGAUUGCUUCUAGCACCAAUCUAGCUGCGAGUCCUACAAAAACUGCAGCACCACUAGAGCCUAUCCAGCCCAACCCGUCCUCUUUAGCCUGCGAACUCCCCAUUGUUAGAAGAGCUUCGCUUCAUCGAUUCCUAGAGAAGAGGAAGGAUAGGAUUACAUCAAAAGCACCAUACCAGAUAGAUGGGUCAGCUGAAGCGUCUUCCAAGCCUAACCCAGCUUGGCUCGGUUCGCGGUAAUCUUUGAGACUAUCCAACCCAAAACCCUUACUUGGAGAUACCAUCUCGUAAGAUUCUUUUGAUGGUCCAUUGUUGCAAAUUACCAACCUGCUCGUCUGUUCAUUUUUUGUCUUCUAUAAAUCAGUUUCAUCUCUACUAGUUUUGUUUGUUCAAUGCGCAGAAAACUCAGUAUAUUUGUAAGAAAGCAAUCUUUAUAGCGUUUAAUGUUUUAUUUGCUUGUGGUGCUCAAGUUCAAGUUUUAAGCCAUUGUCCUCUGCCGAUCUCAACAUUAGCUUGUAACUUUUGUAAGAAACAUCAGUUAUGUUUUUUUUUUUUGUGUUGACGGUUGUAAUAUCAUCUUUGAUUAAUCUAAUUGUUCUGUUUUCCCUUA
Molecule: messenger RNA, 1403 nt
Organism: Camelina sativa (false flax)
Lineage: Eukaryota; Viridiplantae; Streptophyta; Magnoliopsida; Brassicales; Brassicaceae
Product: protein TIFY 10B
Biological process (GO): regulation of defense response; response to wounding; regulation of jasmonic acid mediated signaling pathway
Cellular component (GO): nucleus
Source: RefSeq, a predicted model, not a curated record